Eurypyga helias (sunbittern) is the source of this 2222-nucleotide messenger RNA. RefSeq names its product poly (ADP-ribose) polymerase 1 (gene PARP1). Gene Ontology annotation, molecular function: zinc ion binding; DNA binding; NAD+ poly-ADP-ribosyltransferase activity. Lineage: Eukaryota; Metazoa; Chordata; Aves; Eurypygiformes; Eurypygidae. The annotation marks the transcript as partial. The record is from RefSeq and is a predicted model, not a curated record. The transcript is spliced from 18 exons.
CCAUGUUUGAUGGCAAAGUCCCUCACUGGCACCACUACAGCUGCUUCUGGAAGCGGGCUCGAAUCGUGUCCCACGCAGACAUUGACGGUUUCCCUGAGCUCCGGUGGGAAGAUCAGGAGAAAAUCAAGAAAGCCAUUGAAACUGGAGGUCCUGGAGGAGGAAAAGGAGGGGAACAGGAAGGAGGUGGCAAGGCUGAGAAGAGCCUAAAUGACUUUGCUGCAGAAUAUGCCAAGUCUAACAGAAGUACUUGCAAAGGCUGUGAGCAGAAAAUAGAAAAGGGCCAGAUCCGGAUUUCCAAGAAGAUGGUGCAUCCUGAAAAGCCGCAGCUGGGAAUGAUAGACAACUGGUACCACCCGGACUGCUUUGUGAGCCGCCGAGCAGAACUGGGCUUCCUCCCGGUGUACGGAGCCUCCCAGCUCCUAGGCUUCAGCAUCUUGAAAGCUGAAGAUAAGGAAACUCUGAAAAAGCAGCUCCCAGCCACCAAGAGUGAAGGAAAGAGAAAAGGAGAAGAGGUAGAUGGAAAUGUGACUACAAAAAAGAAACAGAAGAAAGAAAAAGAGAAAGAAUCCAAGCAGGAGAAACAGCUGAAGGAGCAAACGGAGCUGAUCUGGGGCAUCAAGGACGAGCUGAGGAAGGUCUGCUCCACUAACGACCUGAAAGAGCUGCUGAUCGCCAACAAGCAGGAAGUUCCUUCAGGGGAGAAUGCCAUUUUGGACCGAGUGGCAGAUGGGAUGGCGUUUGGAGCUCUGCUUCCCUGCGAGGAGUGUAAGGGGCAGUUUGUGUUCAAGAGUGACGCGUACUACUGUUCCGGGGAUAUUACUGCCUGGACCAAGUGCGUUGCUAAAACGCAGACCCCCAACAGGAAAGACUGGGUAAUCCCAAAGGAGUUUCGGGAAAUUCCUUACCUGAAGAAAUUCAAGUGUAAGAAGCAGGACAGGGUAUUCCCUCCCGAUGCUGCAGCUGCGAACUCGGUGCCUCCUCCUUCCGCAUCUGUUCCUGUGACAGAGACCAUGUCUGCACCCAGGGACAAACCACUGACCAACAUGAAGAUCCUGGUUCUUGGAAAGCUGUCAAAGACCAAGGAGGAGACGAAGGGCGUUGUGGAGGAGCUGGGAGGAAAGAUGACGACAACAGCGAACAAGGCCACGCUGUGCAUCAGCACACAGAAGGAUGUGGAGAAAAUGAGCAAGAAGAUGGAAGAAGUGAAGGAGGCCAAAGUCCGUGUGGUCUCGGAAGGGUUUCUUCAGGAUGUGAAAUCCUCCAGCAAGGACUUUCAGGAGCUUGUGUCUCUCCAUGCGCUUUCACCUUGGGGUGCGGAGGUGAAAAUGGAGCAUGAGGAAAUGGCCGUGGAUGGGAAGUGCAGCAAGCCCCCGAGUAUGAAGAGUGCUGGGAAGGUCAAAGAAGAACAAGGACCUAGCAAGUCUGAAAAGAAAAUGAAGCUAACGGUUAAGGGUGGAGCAGCAGUUGAUCCUGAUUCUGGUUUGGAGGAUUCUGCUCAUGUGUUUGAGAAAGGUGGAAAGAUUUUCAGUGCAACUCUGGGCCUAGUAGAUAUUGUGAAAGGAACAAAUUCCUAUUACAAACUGCAGCUGCUAGAGGAUGACAGAGAGAACAGAUACUGGGUGUUCAGAUCCUGGGGGCGUGUGGGCACUGUCAUUGGGAGUAACAAGCUAGAGCAGAUGCCAUCAAAAGAAGAUGCCGUUGAACACUUCCUGAAUUUGUACGAAGAGAAAACUGGAAAUUCUUGGCAUUCAAAGAACUUCACUAAAUAUCCCAAAAAAUUCUACCCACUGGAAAUAGAUUACGGACAGGAUGAAGAAGCUGUCAGGAAACUGACAGUGGGUGCAGGGACUAAGUCAAAACUUGCUAAGCCAAUCCAAGACCUUAUUAAGAUGAUCUUUGAUGUGGAGAGCAUGAAGAAAGCGAUGGUGGAAUUUGAGAUUGACCUGCAGAAGAUGCCACUGGGAAAACUGAGCAAGCGACAGAUCCAGAGCGCGUACAGCAGAGAAGAGGAUGUGCCUUCCAGGGCGAUCUGGUGUGUCCACCCCGAAGAGAUCUGUGUGAGGAUGAGAAUAAAGGCAGUUUCUGACAAUCGUUCAGAAUCCCAGAUCUUGGACCUCUCCAACCGCUUCUAUACUCUGAUUCCUCAUGACUUUGGGAUGAAGAAACCACCUCUCCUUAAUAACUUGGAAUACAUUCAGGCCAGGCUGGAUGUGGCUUUGAGC